AACCAGAACCAAAAUAAAAGAAAGAAAGGGUUUAAGAACAGGCAAAAAUAAGAAGGGAAUUUCCAAGAUACAAAUUCCAGUGAUACUGCGACUCUCUCGAAUUGAUUUUUGCAAUGGUUGCCCACACAACCUGGUUGCGUUAUAUUGCCAGCAAAAUCGAUUACUCCGUCUCCCUCAGCUGGAAGAAUUAUAGACGAGGUCAAAUCACGGAUACUGAAGUAUUUGAUACUGUAUGGAAAAAUCUUUUCCAGGGAAAACUGACGUUCUUGCAUUGGAACAAGGGAGAGGAGAUGGCCCCUACAGUGGGACCUUGCGGUGGAACUCUUCUUGUUAGAAAAAUACCAGCAGCCGAUCCAACGAGAGUAUAUGUUGGAGACGUCGUAGUUCUAAAGGACCCUACGAGCACAGAGAAAUAUCUUGUUAGGAGGUUAGCUGCUAUUGAAGGGUACGAGAUGGCUUCUACCGAUGAAAAGGACGAGCCUUUUGUCCUUGAAAAGGAUCAGUGUUGGGUAUUAGCUGAUAAUGAAAAUCUAAAGCCCAAGGAAGCAUAUGAUAGCCGAACAUUUGGUCCAGUUUCUAUGACAGACAUUAUUGGCAGAGUACUAUAUUGCCUUAGAACGGCUGUGGAUCAUGGACCUGUAAACAAUAGUCAUUUUAGUGCGAGGAAGGAUUUGCCUGUUCUUGAAGUUGAACUGGAUGUCGAUGAAAUGGCAAAAAAUCACAAAGCAUAGACGUGAGUUGCAAAGAGAGGCUCUGCUUCGCUUUAUUUCCAUGUAUGAUCUUGUCGUUCAGUUUUCUUAUCAGAACACUUCUCAUCUUCUCAAGUGGGCGACGUCUAAAAUAAGAGUAGUCGAUCCUUUAAAGAUCAUCUAUUACAAUAUUUGGCUUGGAAAAGCGCAUCUCAAUGUUGGUUCUCGCUCUUUAUAACAAUGGCAUAUAAAUACUGAGUUUACCAUUGUUUUUGAGCUACUGUGCUGGAUUGAGAUUUAUGAAUUUUCGAGGGUACAUUUUCUUAAUUUACUUUUUACUAUUGAAGUGAUUUGCUGACACAAAAAUAUUGCAUUGGAUGUGCAUUUUCUUUGGGUCAAAGACAGUGUUAGUAACCUAAUUUCAA
This is a messenger RNA of Olea europaea var. sylvestris, 1114 nucleotides long. RefSeq lists its product as uncharacterized. The record is from RefSeq and is a predicted model, not a curated record. Gene Ontology annotation, molecular function: serine-type endopeptidase activity. The transcript is spliced from 5 exons. The coding region runs from base 114 to 731 and encodes 205 amino acids. Lineage: Eukaryota; Viridiplantae; Streptophyta; Magnoliopsida; Lamiales; Oleaceae.